ACUAAAAAAUCUUAACUUGCAGAGUGAGAUUACAAUAAUAAGGAAAAUGGACAAGUUGAAAAAGGUAUUGCGUGGAGAAGAAGAGCAGCAGGAUGAGCAAAGCAUAAUAACCGACGUGUACAAUGCCUCUUCACUCAGCUGGUCAACCCGCAUUAAAGGAUUCAUUGCCUGCUUUGUUAUUGGUUGCUCACUAUCCAUAUUGGGUUCCUUCCUCCUCUUCAUUCCAUCGAGUCAUAACCUUCGUACGUUUGCCGUCCUGUAUUGCUUCGGCACCGUAAUCGCUCUUUCUGGGACCCUGUUUCUAAUGGGACCCAUCAAUCAGCUGAAGAACAUGUUUAAGGAGAAGAGGAUUAUUGCAACAUUAAUCAUGAUCGCCAUGAUUGCAUUGACACUCAUGUCUGCACUGUGGUGGGAAAUCACCAUUCUGGCAAUCCUGUUCUGCUUUCUACAAUUUCUUGCAUCAUUAUGGUAUUCCAUAUCCUACAUCCCAUACGCAAGAGAUGGUGUGAAGAAAUGCUGCGAGGGUUGCUUCGCAUAGGUUCUGAGACGGAAGAGGGCUAUGAGCCACAGUGUACAAAAGAAAUCAACAUAGACAUGGCAAGAAGCUGCAAUAAGUAUCUGUCAAUGCUCAUAUACCUGUAGGUAGGAGGGACAGAAAGAUUUGUCAUCGCUUCCAACAUAUGGGAUACUUGUUUGCAAUAUAUUUUCAAUUUAAUGUCCGUUUUCAGGACAAAAGUUUUCCUUGAUAACGUGAAAGGCUCAACCAAGGAAGGUGCGACUUACCAGGCUGAUACUUGCACGUAAAAAAUGUUGCUUGGACUGAUUCAUUCUUGUAUUUGGAGAAGCUGAAAGAAACCAUAAAACAUGCCACACCCCCUCCCCCCCCCCUCCCUCCCUCCUUUUAGUGAUACCCCUGACUUCAGGCAUAUCCUCUCAUAUGCUUCGAGGUAUUGCAAGAUUCAAACUUUAUUACUACUAUAAUACUAUUAUAAAAAGAGGUUAUUUAGCACAAUAUUCAUAAAGGCUUGUUCAGAUAUGACAUAGUGAAACACCGCGUAAAAGCUGCUGCUCUUUCUUCACGGGUAAAUGAAGGUCCUGUGCAUAUUCAGUGAGCUCUAUGUAAUAAUAAACAGAAGCGUGAAGGGUAUGGUAUCACAAUAUAUAUGUAAGCACAAAAAAAAUGGCAAUGGUUUCGCCGUGCUAAUUGUAAACAAGGCUUUAGGAGGCGGUUCCAAUUUCCUGUGCUAAAUGUAAACGAGGCUUAAGACAGCGGUUCCAAUGAUAGUACCAGAUUGCAUAUCCAAACAGAGAACAAACUGUAAAACCAUAAAUGUUUGCAUGCAUGAAACUUUCGCGUAUUUCAUGAAGAGUCCAGAUUCGUAAAAGUUAAGGGCGUGAAAGGUUUUGGUUAUACAAUGCAUCGAAUGCCAGUACAGUGCCUUCAAGCAUUAAGCUGCACAAGUAAAAUGACUGGUAUGGGUGGAUGUAUAAAACUAGCGCACGAUCAUUCAUGACCACAACUGCCUGUCUGAGUUUAAUGAAAGUGUAUUUCAGAGGCAUGAUCGUUUGGCUUAAAUGACAUUGAUACAAGAUUAGUUUUACAAAGUAUUAUAAAAUAUAUGAGAUAUAUAUAUCUUUAUAUCUAUUUUUUUCCACGUUCAGCCAUUUAUAAACCUUUCAUGCGGUGUAAGAGACUCUUAGCUACAAUUCGCGAAAGUUGCAUGUAGCGAAAGUUUCUGUUUUACAGCACCAUUGAUAAAAUAUAUAUCAGAAGCUUUGGUGUAAUUAAUAUUUGAUUUUUUUUCUUUCCAAAGGCUAUUUAUCUGUACAGAAAUGCACCUAUGUAGAAUAGAAACCUUUUGUUUUCAAUCUUUCUACUUAUAUUUUCUAUGAUAUUCAGAAUUAUGAAGUUCAAUUUUUUGUUCUUUCUUUUAUUUAUUUUUUUAUAAAGGGAAUUUAUUUCAUUUGCCUUACUCUAUAUUCUAUUGUCAGCAUUUUAGUAUCAUCUUGAUCAAUAUUUUUUUCCUUCUCAGCUUCAUGAUUAAGUGCCCUUAUCUGAUGAGGUAAAAUUAGGUUUAAUACAGCAGUAGUACUUACAUGUAGAUGUAUUUAUUUACUUUUUAUUUUAUUGUCAAUGAUUUGAACAUUGUGUUAAACUGAGAUGUGAAGGCGAGAAUUAAGUUCAGUAUAAUAUAUGAAGUCUACAUUAUCAUCACAUCAAUUGCAUAUGAACGUGAUUUGUAUUAGUUUAGUCACAUUUGGAAAUUUUGUAGUUGUAGGACUUGUAAAAUCGAAUUAGUCCUGCCAAUUGAUUAGAAUGUGAUCUAUUUAUAACUCACUGUUUCUGUGACAUGAAUCAAUUUAUUUCAUGACGCAUGCCAACUUUCUAGUGUCUUAUGGUAAAUCAAACUGCACCUGCCAUGCCCUUCUGGCCUUACAUGCAUGUACAUUGGGGAACCUCUGUCAAAUUUAUCGAGACCAAGAAAAUGAACUUGUUUUAUAGAAUCCUUGUUUUCUCAGAACUAAUAAACAAUAGAAUACAAAGAAGUGGGGCUCUCAAAAUUACCUUGCUAUAAUGAAUGUUUGCAAUUGUCUUCUGUAAAACGAGGUAACACUUAACAUUUGCUCCAAGUAGUUUGUACAGUAAUACAUGUAUUGGUUUCAUGUUUCUGGUUAGAGUGUUUGUACGUGUACAUGGUUACUGAAUGUGUUUGACAUUGAAAAGAAGUGCAAUUUGGUUACUGAAUACUGAUGGCAGUUUCAUUGUUGGAUCGGGUUUAAUAUUCUGUCCAUAGUAUCACUCAAUAAGAAGAAGAAUCAAAGGGACCCGUGGAUCCAGCAGUUUAAUGUGUUAAAUCUACCAAAUAUAAACGCUGGCACUACCUUGCCAUUUCAAAAUUAGAGUGUGCUCCUGUUAGAAUACGCUGCAAAAAAAUGUGGGCAACAAUGUAACAAAUAAGUUGAAAACUGUGUCUGUAGUACAAUUCUUUAAGGAGAAACUGAAAGUUAAGUUUUAAAGUUCAUGAAAUGACAAUCUAAAAUUAUCUAUGUGUGACAUCUUUCCACGUUUAUUCAAAUAAUUUGCCAGCAUCAAAAUAAUAUUUGGGCCAAUCGAUCUCUUUGUAUACAUUGAGUUAAUUUAAUUGAAAUAUGCAUAGUAGUAUUUAUCAAAUUCAUCAAAAUUGGUCUUUAUGAUAUUGAUGUGACAUGUUUUUAUUGUUUAAUGUAGUCCAUUAUGUGUUAAUCAAAUGAUCUUCCAAAGAAAAGAGUGUCUUUAGAAAGCAACCUUGAGAGUACUUUCCAAAAGUACUGAAUCAUAUUUUAUAUCAGAAUCUUGAAGAGUUAAAAUCUGCCUUUUUGAAAUGACUGUAUAAUGUGCUUUUUCAUUAUGGACACAAAAUAUAUGAUAUUAUAUCAAAAGUGCCAAUUACAGUUUUGGUUCAUGUGAAAUCAUAUUUAUUUUUAUCAUAAAAUCAGUAAAACUUUAUCUAUGAUUUAUGAAGAUUGGGCCUCAUAUAUUUUUGUGGUGUAAUACUUUUUGUCGAGUUCUAAAAUCAUUUGUUUGUAAAUUCAUUUUCUGCAAGCGCUGUACUUUUUUCAAGUUACCUUAUUCUAUGUAAGAUUGUGAACAUUGUCAUAAAAGUGGCAUGUCUUUUGCAUUUCUAUAUUUAAGUUUAUGUGCAUAAUGUGAAACAAACAUAGCAGUUUGUGUUGUACAGUGGAUAUAUGCUGAUCAAAACUAUUGGCAUUCAUCAAAUGCAUUAAUUUUCAAUAAAAAGUUAUUGGAAUAUGCAGUUUUCCAAUAAUGGAUCAUUCUCUACCAAGCACUGUAAACCUGGUGAUUAACAAAAAUGUUUCAAACUUUCAUAUUUAGAUGGUGUAUGUAAAGUGAUAGUAAUUUUGCCUGUAAAUAUAUAUCAAUAUGGAAAUACAAAUAUACUGUAUUGUUGUCUCAUUAUAUUGCAUUGCUGUAAAACUGUACUUUAUUGCCAUGUAUCUUAAUAAUGGCAACUGCCUAUUCUUAUUUUUUCUUAAA
Strongylocentrotus purpuratus (purple sea urchin) is the source of this 4036-nucleotide messenger RNA. RefSeq names its product vesicle transport protein SFT2B-like. The coding region runs from base 47 to 538 and encodes 163 amino acids. Gene Ontology annotation, biological process: vesicle-mediated transport. Lineage: Eukaryota; Metazoa; Echinodermata; Echinoidea; Camarodonta; Strongylocentrotidae. The transcript is spliced from 6 exons. The record is from RefSeq and is a predicted model, not a curated record. Gene Ontology annotation, cellular component: membrane.